Messenger RNA from Teleopsis dalmanni, 2484 nucleotides. RefSeq lists its product as uncharacterized. Lineage: Eukaryota; Metazoa; Arthropoda; Insecta; Diptera; Diopsidae. Bases 1 to 2484 code for a protein of 827 amino acids. The record is from RefSeq and is a predicted model, not a curated record. The transcript has a single exon.
AUGCUGCAUUCUCGGAUAGACAAAUCUACGCCAGCAAUAUCUUCUACAGCUAACAAUGUUUCAUCGGAUAUAGUAGAACAAAUAAGUUUAAGUCCAUACUCAAACAAAGCGUUACUCAAUAACCAUAAUUCAUCAGUGAAUAAAAACUGGUCAUAUUGCCGAAUUCUUCCAGUUACUUUAUAUGGCACCAGAAGGACUAUUAACACAUAUGCAUUGAUGGAAGAUGGGUCAACACUAACGCUUAUUGAAGCAAGUCUAGCCGAUGAAUUGGGAAACAAUGGUAUCCAGGAUGCGCUAUGCAUUAAUUUGACAGGUAAUAUCAGUCGACAGGAAAAUAACUCAAAAAGGCUCAACUUACAAAUUUCUGCCAAUGCUCCUCAAGCUAAAAAAUUCCCAUUGAAAAAUGUCCGCACAGUAAGCAACUUACGCAUGUCAGCAGAAUCUUUUGCAGCUGAUAAAAUAAAACAAGGGUAUCCGCAUUUAGAUGGCUUGCCUCUAGCAAGUUAUACAAAUGCUGUCCCCAUGUUGAUUAUCGGCGUAAAUAAUCCAAACUUAAUUUCAGCACUUAAGGUGAGGAAGGGUGGCUGGCAAGAGCCCGUGGCGGUGAAAACACGUCUUGGUUGGACAGUUUUUGGUGGUGGUGAAUUAAACCCCCGUAACAACUUAAACCUACACAAAUGUAGCUGUGGAAAAGAAGCUGAUAGGGAGCUUCAUGAGUUAGUAAAGACAUUUAUAGUAAACGAGAAUGUCGCGGUGGCUACCCCAAAAGCAGAAUUACUUUCAGUUGAGGAUCAGCGAGCAGAGGAAAUAAUGCGCAAGUGCCAGUUACGCGGAAAUCGCUACGUUGUCAAUUUGCCAUGGAACACCGAUACGGUCGAAUUGCCAAAUAGCUUGCCGAUGGCAUUACGUCGAGCGGAGUGCUUACGUCGAAAAAUGCAUGGGGACCCCGAAUUGUGUCAAAAGCUAAAGGAACAAAUCACUACUUUAGUCAGCAAGGGCUACGCAACUGAGUUGCCACCAGAAGCAAUUAACGAGCGAGGUGGGAAGAUUUGGUAUUUACCAAUUUUUAUUGUGCGCAAACUACUUAAACCGAAAAAGCAUAGAUUAGUUUGGGAUGCUGCAUCCAAAGCUGAAGGAGUGUCACUAAACGAUUUUUUGCUGAAGGGGCCGGAUAUGCUGCGACCACUUAUAAACAUAUUAUUAAAUUUUCGUAUACCAAAAUUAGCUGUCUGUGGUGACAUUGCUGAAAUGUUUCAUCGAAUUCUAGUACAAGAAGCAGAUACUGAUGCUCAGAGAUUUCUAUGGUUCAGCGAGACAUUUUGCGUUUAUAAAUUAAAUGUAGUUAGCUUUGGUGCGCGAUGUUCACCAUAUAUAGCGCAUUUUAUUCGAAACCUGAACGCAGAAAGAAUUAUAGCUAAAAAUCCUAGAGCAGUGUACGCUAUUAAAAACAAUCAUUACGUGGAUGACUUUAUAGAUUCAACAAAUUCCAUUGAACAAGCAAUAGCAUUAGCCGAGGCAGUUCGCAACAUACAUGAACAAGGUGGUUUCCAUAUGAGAAGCUGGACAAGUAAUGCACCAGAAGUUUUAGCUGCGUUAAACGAAAAUGGUGAACAGACGGGUAAGUCGUUUGAUAAUAAUAUCGACACACUUCCGAUCGAAAAAAUUCUCGGCAUGUAUUGGGACCCGAAGUCAGAUUGCUUUAAAUAUGUUUUAAAAUUCGUUCGUUUACGUCGUAAUGUUUUUGCAGAUGAAAUUGUACCCACUAAAAGAGAAGUACUUCAAAUUUUAAUGUCCAUUUUUGAUCCAUUGGGACUGGCAGCUUGCCUCACAUCAUAUUUAAAAAUACUUAUUCAGGAUAUUUGGAGAAGCGGAAUCGACUGGGAUCAACCACUGGUACCCGAUCUUAUGGGCAAGUGGUUAGCUUGGGUUGCCUACAUGCCUAUUUUUGCUAAUAUUUCUGUACCCCGUUGUUAUUCACCAUACAUAACAGAAAGUUCAUGUGAUGUACAAAUUCAUACAUUCGUAGAUGCGAGUGAGUUUGCUUAUGCAGCUGUAUCAUACUUCCGCAUUAAAGAUAAAUAUGGAGUAAGUACGAGGAUCGUAGCAGCAAAAACCAAAGUCGCUCCAAUGCGACCGAUGUCUAUUCCAAGAAUGGAGCUACAAGCUGCUGUAAUUGGUACACGGCUUAUGAAUACAAUAUGUAAAGUACACACAUUUGAUAUUAAAAAGCGUUUCAUUUGGAGCGAUUCCAAAACGGUGCUAAAGUGGUUGCGUGGUGAUCCACGUCAAUUUCAACAAUUCGUAAUGUUUCACAUUGCAGAAAUUCAAGAAGCAUCAACCGUGGAAGAGUGGAGAUGGGUACCCACGAAAUUAAAUACUGCAGACAGUGCAACGAAAACAAAACAAAGUCCCGAAUAUGUGCAGCGGUGGGUCGAAGGACCAGAAUUUUUGCUACAAGGACUUAGGUCCGAUGGAGACCAGUGA